GGUGGCGUGUUCACGCCGUCCCGCCCCCGGCGGCGGUGGCGGUGACAAGAUGGCGGCGGCGCUGGGCUGUGGGGGGAUGCGGCGGGCGCAGGUGGUGCUGGGGCACCUCGCCGGCCCUACCCCGGGGACAGGGACCGGGCUCCGGGCCGCGCCCUGCGGCAGCCACAGCCGGACCAGCCCGGACGAUGUGGUGGUUGUGCACGGGCGGAGAACGGCCAUCGGCCGCGCCAAGCGAGGCGGCUUCAAGGACACUACACCCGAUGAACUGCUGUCUGCAGUGAUGACAGCCGUCCUUAAAGAUGUCAAUCUUCGUCCUGAGGUCCUGGGAGACAUCUGUGUGGGAAACGUGCUGCAGCCUGGAGCUGGCGCUUUGAUUGCAAGAGUCGCGCAGUUUCUAAGUGGUAUUCCAGAGACGGUGCCGUGCUCGAGCGUGAACCGGCAGUGCUCCUCCGGGCUGCAGGCCAUUAUCAAUAUAGCUGGUGGCAUCCGAAAUGGAUCGUAUGACAUCGGCUUGGCCUGCGGUGUGGAAACGAUGUCCCUCAGAAGUGCCAAUAACCCUGGUGAUAUCAGUUCCAGUAUGAUGGAGAACAGCAAAGCUCGAGAUUGUCUCAUUCCUAUGGGAAUUACCUCGGAAAACGUGGCAGAGAAGUUUGGAGUUUCCCGAAAGAAGCAAGAUGCCUUCGCCUUGGCUUCCCAACAAAAAGCAGCAAAAGCUCAGCAGAUGGGCCUGUUUAAAACCGAGAUCGUUCCGGUGACAACCACUGUUGUAGAUAAUGAAGGCAACCGAAAAACAAUCACUGUGCACCAAGAUGAAGGGAUCAGGCCAUCCACGACGCUGGAAGGCUUGGCGAAGCUGAAGCCCGCCUUCAAAGAGGACGGUAGCACCACAGCAGGCAACGCCAGCCAGGUCAGUGAUGGAGCAGCCGCUGUUCUCCUGGCAAAACGCUCCAAAGCGGCACAACUGGGGCUCCCGGUGCUGGGGGUGCUCAGGUCCUUCGCCGUGGUCGGAGUCCCACCCGACGUCAUGGGCAUCGGCCCGGCCUACGCCAUCCCCGCGGCCCUGGAGAAGGCGGGUCUGACUCUGAACGACAUUGAUAUAUUUGAAAUUAAUGAAGCUUUUGCAAGCCAGGCCAUGUACUGCGUUGAAAAGCUGGGCAUUCCCAUGGAGAAGGUGAACCCCCUGGGAGGAGCCAUCGCACUGGGGCACCCGCUGGGCUGUACUGGUGCUCGUCAAGUCGUCACUUUGCUCAAUGAAUUGAAGCGCAGAGGGAAAAGAGCGUACGGGGUCGUAUCGAUGUGCAUUGGCACUGGCAUGGGCGCUGCCGCCGUGUUCGAGUACCCGGGGAACUGAAGUCCAGCGCAACAGCUUGUUCUCUGCCUUCUCUAGUGACAGCAAGUGAUUUGCACUGUGGAAUCAAGUGGGUUCAGGGAUUUGUUACUAGAUGUACAAAUUUUAGGCGCAAAUUGCAACUUAGAAAAAAAUUGUACAGAUCUACUAAGCAGGCGGGAAAAUGCAAAACUGGCAAAUGACAUGCGAAGAUAAAUCAGUUCAGCUGAAGUUCAACUACAGGCCCUUGUGUGGCUAUGAUGAAUUAAUGUUUAUAAUGUAAUCGAUCCCUUUAUUCUGUGAAUAUUAUCAGAGAGACGUAGUUCAUGGUACGGUAUUUUUGUAUGACAGAUUGUCUGAAACGGUUGCUAACCAUGAAAACAAUUCCCGUGAAGAGGCUAUUCCAGAGUUUCCUUAAAAAGAUCUCACUGUCUCGCAAGAAGUCUGGAACAGCUGCUUCUGAAAGCGGCGCAAAGACUUAACACCUUUACGGCCGUGUCUGUCCUGUCCCAGUCAUAAGUCGGCUGUGUCUUAAUUGUCCCUGUGCUGGAUGUUUUAUUGUUCUACUUGUAACCGAGCUGCUCUGAAGCUGGAAGGAUUAGGAAGUAAUUUACUCAGGAGCUAUCAAACUGUAUAGAAGGGUUUUGGUGAUUUGCUAGAAGCCAGGAAUUGGAAAGCAGCCAUUCUGUCUUUUAUAACAUAUUUCUGAUUAUCAGCUUGUGUGAAUCUAACAAAUUAGAGACCAAGUUUCUGCUUAAUAACAUUUACUUACCUAACAUAAAACAGGUCUCAGCAUUAUUCUUCCUGGAGGCACUACAUGAACAUCAGCAAAAUCAUCAUGUGGUAAAAUUCUCCCUUAUUUGUUCUUUCUCUUAUGAGGAAUCAUCAGAUCACUGAAACUCAGAGCUAAAGCUUGAAAAAGAAAUGUACUCGUUGUCUUUGAUACGUUAGAGAAGUUUGAAUUUGUAACACAGACUCAAGUUCCUUGUCCUGGCUCUUAUUUUUGCACUUAAUAAUACAACUGGAUUCUUGCAAUA
Molecule: messenger RNA, 2364 nt
Organism: Columba livia (rock pigeon)
Lineage: Eukaryota; Metazoa; Chordata; Aves; Columbiformes; Columbidae
Gene: ACAA1
Product: acetyl-CoA acyltransferase 1
Exons: 12
Coding region: 50-1351 (433 amino acids)
Biological process (GO): phenylacetate catabolic process; fatty acid beta-oxidation
Cellular component (GO): peroxisome
Molecular function (GO): acetyl-CoA C-acyltransferase activity
Source: RefSeq, a predicted model, not a curated record